GGAUGGAGUGCAGGCUGUGCAGUGUGCAUGGGGCGCUGAGUACUCCACAGCAAUGUACAAUGUAUUUUUCUUUUCUUCACAUUCCCUCCGAUCUUCAUUUUGCACGAACUGUUGAACAGACACCAGCUGAAUGUCCCCCAGCAUAGAAGGCAACCCAGAACACCUGGCUGAGCAGACAAGCAGACAAGGAUACCAGCCCAGCCUGCUGACAAAGCAAGAAUGAAUCCUGAAAGAGAGAGAGAUAAUUUCCAAAGCACACCUUUCUUUGGGACAGAAUGUGCUCUGAGGCCCUCUGUGCCUGUGCUGAGGAAUUCCACACCCACAACAGGAAGUGUGUGCAACUUCUCCAGGGUCUCCACCCCAGCUGUGAGUUCCGCAUGGCUCCUGCCAUCAGACACCAGCAAUUGCUGCCAGCAGCUCAUGGACAGUGACUCCCUUUACCAACGAGCUGGCACCACUAUGCUGACUACACUGAGUGACCAGAACCAGAUCUCUACCUCAGCACUCUCCUAUCCGGAUGCUCUCCCGUGGGAUCUCACCGGAAGCACUGACAGGAGGGAAGCUGAAUUCCGGGACUUCACUGUAACUAUCAUUGACCAGAAUACCACACUUUCUUCUCUAUCUAUGACAACCCAGUGUAAUAAUAUUUUAGAUCCCAAUGCCUUAGUCCCUUUCUACCCAACACUGUCUGCUAGCCUUAUCCAGGGUACACCACCACAGGUGUCAAAUCAAGGAGACAGUCUGGCACCUUCCUAUCAGGAGGGCAGUCAAGUCUAUUACUAUGACCACAACAGCUUGGGCCCUCUGAUGGCUGGAGAACUCCUGCAGUGUCUGCAGGCCUACGGCUCUGUGUCCUACCCUGGGAAUCAGGCCUCUGCCCUGCAACCAGAGAUGGUGAUGGUGCUAAAGGAGAUUCAGCCAACGAAUGUUCAAACACCUUUCUCCACCUCUGCCAUCUAUUAUCCCAGGUCUGCUGAAUCCAUGCCAGACACCAGUCUUCAAGUGGUGGACAUGGAGACGUCCCUGGGACUAAUACCUUCAGGCCAGACGAUCUGUCUGCUGCAGAGUUCAGACCUCUGUAAUGCCUGCACACAGGAUGCACAGAUAAAAACACCACUUGCGGAUGGGGACAGAUCAUUAACUGCCCCCAUCCACAGUCCUUCUGAGUUCCUGGCCUUGCCUCCAGCUCCAGGCCUGGAACAAACAGAGAAUAACAACUUGGAUGAGAUGACAGCCAAUCUAUCAACACCUCUGGAUGCCUAUGAGGGCACAACAGAAAACCAAGACUCAUCACUCUUCCCUUUAGCACACCCCGACAUGCAGCAGGCCCUGCAUUAUACUGAUGCUGGGAGAAUAUGGCAGAAACAAGCUUCUGACAAUGCCACCUUGGGAAGCAGCAGCCUGGAUCAGGAAGAGCUAGGGGGUCUGCAGAGUGCAAUGGGGUCUGGCAUUGACUUUGCAGACAUGGCUACAAUGGUGACAGAUAUUCACCUUCCCCAAGUUUUCAACUCCCUCUCUGAUGUAGACAGAUUCCAGGAUACCACAGCAACCCAAUCCAAAGAUGUCAGGAGUGAUCAGGCCCAGGAAAGCCCAAGUGUCAUCAGUGUACCCUCUGACCAAGUGAGGGGCACCCAGAAAGCCUCUGAGCUGCUUGAUGGAGCUCCUCAGGUGAAAAAUCAGUGCCAGGAUGUGGUGGAGGGAGAAGGAACUGAGGGUAGUGCUAGGGCCAGUGAAGGGGCUCUUGACAACACGGCCAGGCACUUGGAUGGCACAGCUCAGAAAUCCACACCCAGCAGGCCCAGGAUAGCUAGGGCACAGGGCCAAGACAAGACCAAGAAGACCAGAGAAAACAAAACCAAGAAAAAAGGGGAACUGAAGCCAUCUUGUCCCAGAGUCAAGGCAGAAGAGAAGCCCACCAUCUCCAAGACCAAGAGGACGAGGAAUCCACCUGAGCUUAGCCAGGACAACUUUAAAAAGCCUCGAACUCACCUCGGCAUGCACAUGCUGGAAUCUGUGCAGGUCUUUCACCCACUUGGAAAGAAGAGUGAUAAGAAAAUGGGCAUCUCUUCUUCCCGGGCUCUACUAAAUUUAAGCAGCAACAAAGAUACCAGGACAGGCCCAGUCACCACAUCACUGCUCGAUGUGCCUGCUAAUAAAACCCCAGACAACACUCAGAGACCAGAGAGUAGUGUUCACAAGGAGUGUCCAACUCUGUCCCAGUAUGAGCUGCCCCCACCUGGGAAGGUUAAGUUAGUACCUCUGCCUUUUCCAGCCCUGGACAAGCCUCAAGCAAGACCUCUUUCCAGAAAACUUCUCUCUAUGGCUUCUCGUCGGCCCACUGCAGCUUACGCUGUGAGGCCAUAUUCCCACUCAGCUCCAUCUACCACAGUCAAGACAUCCCAACCAGCUCCUGCCAGCGUAUUGUUGACAGCCUCUGACAAGACAUCUGUGCCGACUGCCACCAGUGCCACACGACCUAACAUAACCAACAGCUUCCAUCCUUGCAUGAGGCCUCGGCCAGCUGUCCCUGGGCCUGCCCCCUACAGAGCAUCAUCUCAUCCCUCACUCCAGAGGGAACUUGUCUCUGCUGCCAGGAACAAGGCCCCAUCACCUCCCAAACCUCAAACCCAAUAUCUGCUGCAAGACUUCAGCCGCCAACCAAUUCCAUGGAGGAAAGUCGACAUUCCAGGUCCAGGCAUCUCACAGCCCAUCACAGCAGAGCAGAGGCCAGAGAGGGAGGCCAUGAAGAAGAGGGCUCAGCAAGAUCGAGAGAAUGCUGCCAAGUACACCUCUAUGGGGAAACUUCAGCUUUUCCUUCAGAGGGAGAAGGAUAUGGAAUUUUCUCGAUAUUAUGGUUAUGCAAUAUAAAAGCUGGCCAGGUUUUUUGAACACAGUGCUUUUCAAUGUCAACAAGAAGAGAUAUAAACACUGAUACACAUCUUGACAUGGGGUUUAAAGUCUUAAAUGAAUGUAUCGAAUUAUUGGUACAAAUGAAGGAAUUAUAGAUGGUUAUGUAAAUAUAGAUGGAUAUACAAAAUAUUUAUAUUCACACAUAUUUGAGUACUUAGUAAAACUCCAGAAAAAGUCUCAAGUCUGUUAUUUCAUAUGUGAGUAGUAAGAGUCUUUGAAUAUUUCUCUUAUCUAGAUAAUUUAAUUUUUACAUUUUUAAGUGCAAUAUUAUAUCCUAUAUGAAAUAAAGCUCAUAAAAUACUUAUUUAAUAUCAAUUAAUAUAAUGCUAUAAUUGUAUCAAAAUUAUUCUCCUUGAGUUUUCCAGUUUUCUAUUCACUACAUUAUAUGUCUUGAAGCAGAUAUUGAGUUUUGAGCACACCUCCUCCAGUACCACAGUCUGCCCUUUUCUUACCUCUCCCCAGAGAACUAUGUCAUCAUUUUCUGCUGCAGAGCUUUGCCUCUAAUUUCAUGAAACAUAUAUAUAAAGUAUUUCAUUUGUGUAAAUAUAAUCUAGGAACCACAUAGGAAAGGAAACAUUUACUGAGCCUGGUUAAUUUAUAUGAUGAUCUCUGCUUAAUUUUUUUCCUGUAAUAAACAUAAUUUCAUUCAUUUUAUGAAUAAAUUAUUUUCUACUGUUAAUAUAUCACAUUUUCUUUACACAUUUCUCUGUUGAUGACACCCAUGCUAUUUCCCUAAUAUAGCUGCUGUGGACUAUUGCAAUAGCCAAUUUUUUGUCAACCUGACUAAUGUGGAAUUAACUAAAACCCAAUUGAUGGGGUACACUUGUGAGGGAUUUUUCUUAACUAAAAAAAUUAAAUAAUUUGAAGUAGAAAUGCCCAACUUUAAUCCAGAUCUUAAAUAGGAAGAUCUGCCUUUAAUUUGGGCUCCAACGUCUGGUGACAGCCUAUAUACAGGACACAGAAGAAGGAAGUUCUUCGUUCUUUGCUUGUUUGCCUUGCUCUUGCUAGCAUGUCCCUUCUUCCAUUGGUUUUAGAGCCUACUUCUUAGGGAUUCCAAAGUAUACUGAAGAGCAGCUGAGAUACCCUGCCUCAUAGACUUAACAGUUGCUCUACCACUGAAAUUUCUGUUGAUAAAUAGCCAUUAUUGGACUAGGUAGACCAUGAUCUGUAAGCAACUCUAAUAAAUCCCCUUUCUAUAUGUGAUAGAUGGAUAGAUAGACACUAACAGUUCUGUUCCUCUAGAGAAUGCUGACUAGUAUAAGUAUGCUGCAAUCAAUAUUAAUGUGCAAAUAUGUCUCCAAUGAAUUGAAAUACUUUUUGUACAUAACGAAGAGUGGUAUAACUGGGUCAUGUGGUAGAUUCAUUUUUAAUCUUUUGAGGAAUCUCCAUUAUGAUCCUGGAGUGUGGUAAUUCUAGUAAGGAACACACAUGGACAUUCUUAAAGCUAAUAGAAUGUCUGUAUUUCUGGCCAGCAAUUGCAUGGAAAUCUUCCACAAAUCAUGUAGCCCUAAGCCUUACUGCUUUUUUUAAAAGCAUAUAAACUAUAUCUUGGUUUAGUUAGCAAGAACAGUUAGCAUGAAGCGGAACUAUAAAGGCCGAAAGCAACGCUAAUAUAUUUAAGAUUUUCCUGGAACCUUUGUUCCCAUUUAGCAGGUGUUGGAGUCUACAUGCUGGAUUCUUUUUUUUUUUUUGGUUUUUCGUACAUGCUGGAUUCUAAGGUUAGCAUGGUGCCUCCAACAUGGCAUCAGUUGUGCUGAGGUUUGGGCCCUAUUACAACUCCUAUAUUUGAUGUAAUGGCUCAUCAGUGACAUAAAGUUUUUCUUCAGUCUAUGUUCUUGACAGGGUUUGCUAUUUCUUGUCCUAAUUAGUGCCAUUCUGACUGGAGUGAAAUGAAUAUAAAUGUAGUCUUAAUUUGCAUUUCCCUGAUGAUUAGUGAGGUUCAACAUUUGUAUGUGAGUGUGUGUGUGUGUUGGCCAGGUGAAUUUCAUCUUUUGUGAACUAUCCUUUAAUUCAUGAGUCUAUUAACUAGGUUGUCUUUUUUUUUUACUUCUUUGCACUCUAGAUAUUAAUCCUCUAUCAGAUGUAAAUGCCCAAAGACUUUCUUCUAUCAUGUGGGCUGCCUCUUCACACUGUGUCUCGUGGCUGGAAGAGGCUUCUUGAGUUCAUGAGGUUCCACUUGCUAAUUGUUGGCAUCAUUUCUUGAAUGACAGAGGUUCUUACCAGUCUUUGUUUGGUUCUGUACUUGUGUUUUCUUUACUUUUCGUCUAACAGUUUCAAGUGUUUCUUUAAAUGCUUGGAGCAUUUGGACUUGAGUUUAAUACAGUGUAAGAGACAGGAAUCUAGUUUCAUUUUUUCUACAAGGGAACAUUCACUUUUCCCAGCUACAACUGUUGAUGCUUCUUUUUUCUGCAAGGUUUGUGCUUUUUUUGUCAAAAAUCAGUUGGAUGUAGUUGUGUGGGUUUAUAUCAUAGUCCUCUACUAAAUCCAUGAAUUUAUGUGCCUACUUUUGUGCCAGUGCUAUGCGGAUUGUUACUGUCUCUGUAAUAUUACUUUAUGUCACGAAUGGUGAUAUCACCACCAUUAAUGUUUUUAAUGUUCAUUAGGGUAUCUGGGGUACUUUGUGUGUGCAUAUGAAUGUUCAGAGUUUUUUACUACACCCAGGAAGAAUGGCAUUUGCAUUUCUAUGGAGAUUACUAUUCAAUUUGCAGACUGACUUGACAUUUUCACAAUAUUAAUUCUUGCCAUCAUAAGUAUAGUAUGGUUUUUAGCCUUCUAGUAUCUAUA
Messenger RNA from Mesocricetus auratus (golden hamster), 5694 nucleotides. RefSeq lists its product as uncharacterized. The coding region runs from base 220 to 2868 and encodes 882 amino acids. The record is from RefSeq and is a predicted model, not a curated record. The transcript has 4 exons. Lineage: Eukaryota; Metazoa; Chordata; Mammalia; Rodentia; Cricetidae.